CACAGUCUUUACUACACUUUCUUCCAGACGUUUAUCGUUCAGUUAAUUUCCUUUCCAUAACAAACGCAUAUUUUUCACGCGUGUCAUUCAUAACUACAUCCGGAAAGAAGCAGAAAAGGGCAGCACUUAAAUACGCCCGUUCAGCUUUUGCGAACCAGCUGUUCGGAAUAUUUUGUAUGUGAUCUGUCUUGGUUGAUAGUUAGCACGUACGCUACGGUUAUUAUAGCCCUCUAUCGGAUCGAUAUAUCGCUUUAUUGAAAUAGGUAAUAGGUAAUGCAGGGGCGGUAGCCGCAAUAAUGCGAUCAACGCAAAUGUGACCGCAAACGCACGUCAGGUCUGCGAUCUUCAUUGCAGUUGCAUACGAGCUCACGACAGUUGUGUCGAAGUUGGAAAUACGGAAAUAACAGCCGUUUAUGGCCGACAUUAUGAUUAAUUAAUUGCAGUUGAAGUGUUAAAAAUAGCGCGCAUUGUUGCAUUGAUUUUGAAAGAUGUAUUAAAAGUAUAUCGCAGCGCACGCCACCAUAUCAAAAGUGGAGAUUAAUAUUUAGGUCGUGCAUGAAGAUUAGUGACCACAGCAGGAUGUCAAAGAGAUUUAUAAGCUGAGAUGCAUUACAAAAUCAAAAACAUGUCAUCCUCCAUGUCAUAAGAACCCGUUUUGAAAGUUUCGCAGUGGAAUCCUUGAUAUUUUCUGCGGUGUAAACGGCGUCGUUUGGUUUUAUUAGUAUAGAUGGUUGUGUAUUGGAAGAACAAUCUGUCAGAAUCACUUUACUGAUCAAAUACACUAAAUCAGUCGCAUCAUCAUGUCAGGGGACAGUAGUGGUGAGGACUCGGACCGGGAAAGCCGCCGUAAAGUGUGCACCGUGAAACAUGAGAUCACUAAUGCGAACCUCACAGGACACACUGAAAAAGUUGGCAUGGAGAACUUUGAACUUCUCAAAGUGCUAGGCACUGGAGCUUAUGGGAAAGUUUUCCUUGUCAGAAAAAUCAGUGGUCACGAUAAAGGCAAACUGUAUGCGAUGAAGGUUCUGAAGAAAGCAGCCAUCGUUCAGAAAGCAAAAACCGCCGAGCACACUCGGACAGAGCGGCAGGUACUGGAACACAUCCGCCAGUCACCCUUUCUGGUCACCCUCCAUUACGCCUUUCAGACCCAAACCAAACUGCACCUUAUACUGGACUACGUAAGUGGAGGUGAGAUGUUCACUCACCUGUACCAGAGAGAUCAUUUCUCAGAAGAUGAGGUGAGGAUCUACGUGGGAGAGAUCAUACUGGCCCUGGAGCACCUGCACAAGCUUGGCAUUGUGUACCGUGACAUUAAACUGGAGAAUAUCUUAUUGGACAGUGAUGGUCAUGUGGUCCUGACAGACUUUGGGCUGAGUAAGGAGUUUUUGGAGGAAGAGAAAGAGAGAACAUACUCAUUCUGUGGCACUAUAGAGUACAUGGCACCAGAGAUUAUCAGAGGGAAAGCUGGCCACGGCAAGACGGUGGAUUGGUGGAGUUUGGGGAUUCUGAUGUUUGAACUGUUGACUGGAGCAUCUCCGUUCACUCUGGAGGGAGAGCGAAAUUCCCAGAGUGAAGUGUCCAAACGUAUCCUGCGCUGUGAGCCUCCAUUCCCUUCUAUAAUUGGACCUUUGGCGCAGGACCUUUUGAGAAAGUUACUGGUGAAGGACCCUCAUAAGAGGCUGGGGUCUGGACCCCGAGGAGCAGAGGACAUCAAGAGUCAUCCAUUCUUCAAGGGUUUAAACUGGUCUGAUCUGUCCGAGAAAAAGGUUGCGAGCCCAUUCCGACCAGAACUCCGUAAUGAAUUGGAUGUGGGAAACUUUGCAGAAGAGUUUACUGGGAUGGAGCCAGUGUAUUCCCCUGCCAGCACGCCACCUAGUACAGACCGUCUGUUUCAGGGCUACUCUUUUGUGGCUCCUUCUAUCUUGUUCAACAAGAAUGUGGUAAUGGGGGACGUCCUGGACGCUCAUGCGAAUAUUGACAGGCCCGGUUCUGCUACAGUCCAGCGUAGUGCUAUGCUAAAGGAGUCUCAGUUUUUCUUGCACUAUGAGCUGUGCCUGCAGGGGGCGCCACUUGGUGAGGGCAGUUUCUCCGUCUGCAGGAAGUGCAAACACAGGAAGAGUGGGCAGGAAUAUGCCGUAAAAAUUGUCAGCCGAAGGAUGGAGGCCAUGACUCAGAGAGAGGUGGCAGCAUUGAGACAGUGUGAAUCUCACCCGAACAUAGUCACACUCCAUGAGGUCUAUACUGAUCAGUAUCACACUUACCUGGUCAUGGAGUUGUUACGCGGCGGUGAGCUGUUGGAGCGGAUAAGGAAGAAGAAGAUGUUUGCUGAAUGGGAGGCCAGUCAGCUAAUGAAGAGUCUGGUGUCUGCGGUUAGCUACAUGCAUGAGGCUGGAGUCGUACACCGAGACCUCAAACCAGAGAAUGUGCUGUUCGCUGAUGAAUCGGAUGACUCUGUGUUGAAGGUGAUUGAUUUUGGUUUUGCACGAUUGUUUCCAGCGGGGAGUGGCAGUGCUCCUCUGCAGACUCCCUGCUUCACCCUGCAGUACGCUGCGCCCGAGCUCUUCCACAGCUCUGGAUAUGACCAGGCAUGUGACCUCUGGAGCCUGGGGGUCAUCUUGUACACGAUGCUGUCUGGACAAGUUCCAUUCCAGAGUGAGAAAAAAGGAAUGACAUCAUCACACGCUGCAGACAUCAUGCACAAGAUCAAAGAGGGAGAUUUCUCAUUGGACGGAGAAGGCUGGAAGGGUGUGUCCGAAGAGGCCAAAGAUCUAGUGAGAGGUUUGUUAACCGUAGACCCUGAGCGGCGGCUGAAGCUCUCUGCUCUGAAAGAGAACGCCUGGCUUCAGGGAGGGGGGGUCAUGUCCUCCACGCCCCUCUGCACCCCUGAUGUUCUGGAGUCCAGCGGCCCGACAGUCCGUACCUAUGUCAAUGCCACCUACAAGGCAUUUAACCGGGGAAAGCGUGAGGGGUUUUUCCUCAAAAGCGUCGACAACGCUCCACUAGCAAAACGGCGGAAACUGAAAAUGACCAGCACUGGCGUAGAAACCCGGCGCAGCUCCUCCUCCUCUUCAUCUUCCUCCUCUUCCUCAGCCGCUUCCCAUUCCAAGACACAGAAUUGCCAAUCUAUGGCUCCCCGCGAAGACCCCAAACUGUGACAUUUCACCUCUAAAUGACGAGCUGCAUAUAUGUGGUGAGAAAAUUGCAAAAGACCUACAGAAAAGACUAUCACCUUGAUAUGGCAGACUAAGGCAACAAAUUCCUCAUUAGCUAUAAAAGAGUUUGAACUUUCAUCUGGAAGUUUGUGGAUGGCGAGAUCGACAGACUGUCAUUGGAUAUUUAAGCCAAGACGAGGAAAGGUGGUUUUUAACAAUGGUGGCUUUCUAUAUACAAAAUGCCAAGGAAGUGAUCUACAUUAUAAAAAAGAGUCUCGGAUGGCGUUUCCUGUGCAAUUUUAUGGGACGCUGUUUUGGUUUACUCACAUUUUGAGACAUUUUAAUGAAUGUAAAAAAUGGUAGACAACCACAUGUUGGGUAUCCACAUGGAUUUUAAAUGAUUUUUUAACUGAAUUUGAGUUUGAAACAAGUGAAACUAGGAUCAGGGAAGGGCGGAAUAUUAGGGAAAAAUGUUAGUGGACAAGAAAGUCGCAAGUGAGCAAAGCCAUAUGUGAGAAUUAGAGAGAACUUGUAUUUUAAUGCAUCUUAACGUUUUAAUGAUCCACUGAGCAAAGUUUUAUGUGAAUCAUGUGUAGGCUUUUUACAUUCAUGUCACUACUUUCAGAAGGUUUCUCGAUGUAUGCAUGGUUGUAGUAUUUUAUAUAUUUAUCAUUUUAAAAAACUGACCUCUGAAGUCAGAACCACACAUCGUCUCUCACUGAUCCACCAAUUGCAAUGCAGGGCUUUUGGAGAACUCAGCAAGAAUACUGCCUCCUAUCCACAGCUUUAUGUCUCAGUCUUGAUUCCCUGAAUGUUUAUCUUUAGUAUUCAUGUGAAGUGUGUAGAGAUGACUUUAUAUGGCAUCACUAACUUACUUGACUGAUUUCAAAAGGUAUGGCUUACCUUCCGAACCGGUCCCUUUCCGAACCGGCCGUUGAGUUUGCGCCACCUUUAUCAGACUAAUAUCAGUGUACUUGAAAUGCUAUGCUUCUUAAAGGAAUAGUUUAUCCUAACAUGAACAUUCUCUCAUCUUCUGUCAUUCCAGACCUGUAUGACUUACUUUCUAAUGUGGAACACAAAAUGAGAUAUUUUGAAGAACGUUCAGGCUGCUCUUUUCCAUAUAAUGAAAGCAUACAGUGUAAGUAUGACUUGUGUGCUACUUUCCAAGUCUUAUGAAGUCUUACGAUAACUGUGUGAGGAACAGAUGAAAUUUAAGAUGUUAUUCGUUGAAAAGUAAUGUGCUAGUUCGAUAUCAUGCCUUCUAAAUGGCUUUCUUGGUUUUUUUUUUACAACAGCUUUGUCAGCAGUGCAUUUAUAACUAUAGUACUGUAUAAUAAAAAUAAUAUUCCAGUAUCCAUUGAAAGGCUAAAUCCAAAACAAUACAUGACAAAGGCGUUUGCUUCAGAAUCUAAGCAAACACUUGUAUGUUCAACUAAUAAAAAAAGAGAAGCCUAAUAUUUUCCUUGGUUGAGUAGGUCAAUAGAUAACUGAUUAUUGAAAAUAUAUUGUAUUUAUUGAAAAAGUUAAAUUAAAAAAUUAAUGUUUCAUUGCAAUGAACAUGACAGAUCUAGCAUUAUUUUAAACAUGGUUUUAAAUAAUAAAAAAAGAAGCUUUGGUUAUUUUUCAGAAGUUUUUGAAUCGCUUUCCAUAAAAACAUUGUAUAUCGUAACAUAUCGUUAUUGAUCAAAAAUUUCAACAAUAUUGCAAUAUAAGUUUUUCUUAUAUUUCACAACCCCUAAAUUAUACUAAACUAUACAAUAAUAUAGUGUUCAACCAAUAUGGCUUUUUUCAAUGGCCGAUGCCGAAAUCUAGAGAGCAGGGUUGAUAUAAUGCUGAUAUACAAUAUAUAACAUCACAAAAUGUAAUAUAGUAAAUUGUAUAUACAUAAAAUUGCAAAAAUUUAAUUAACUAAGUAACACUUAACAAUAAGGUUCCAUUCGUUAACAAUAGUUCAUUCAUUAGAUAUCACGAACAAAUAAUUAACAAUAUAUCUUUUUUUAGCAUUUAUUAAUAUUUGUUAAAGUUAGUUAAUAAAAAUACAAUUGUUCAUUGUUAGCUUUCUGAAGGAGUGAUUUUUGACCACAUAGCUCUUGUAGUUUUCACUGGAAAAACUCCAGUUCCUUUGUUUGUAGUGAUUAAUGUUUAGUUUUUAAGUGCCUUAGCAUCUCACACUGUGGUCGUGGAUGCCCAUCGCUCAGUGAAGCCAUAAUCCAAGUACUUUUCAUCAUAUUUCCUGCUUUUGGCUUUCUUUCCUUUUAACUCUGUUUCUGUUAGAUGCUUUUUAACAUCAGCACCAGUUAGAAAUCGCUCCUUGACUAAUCUGCUGACCAACUAAGAUGGCUACAAAUGUACAAAUUACUAGACCCAGGUGACAUCUUGCAAGAAGCAGUAAUUAGUUUAUAUCAAGUCGCCAGCAGGAGGUGCCAAGAUGCAAGUAUUUUUUACACUCGUUCGAAAUAAAAGUUUUCACGUGACCCCUCUAGGACCCCCUGGGGGGACGUGACCCCCAGGUUAAGAACCACUGAACUAAUGUUAACAAAUACAACUUUUGAUUUAAAAAAUGUAUUAGUAUAUGCUGAAAUUAUCAUUAACUAAGAUUAAUAAAUGAUGUAAAAAUAUUGUUCAUUGUUAUUCAUGUUAAUUAAUGUUGUUAAAAAAUGGAACCUUAUUGUAAAGUGUUACUGUUGAAUUAUAUUUAGCAUUAUAGUUACUGAAAAUUUCACCUAAACACUAACUUAGUAAAAACAGAAAGAAAAAAAAGAAAACGAUUUUUGUGUGUUUACAUGUUGAAGACGGCUCCUUCACAUCCAAGAAGGUGAUUCUUCCAAAACUUAUCGGCCAAACUAAAUUUAGCAGCCAGUGCCGAUAGUUUAAAAAUACCAAAUAUUUUCUGUUAUAUCGGUCGUCCACUACUGUACUAUACUUUACUGUAUUGUACUGUACUGUACUGUAGGGUUGCUCCGAUACCAGCAUUGUUGCUUCAGUAUGAUACCAGCCCUGGUACCUUGGUAUCGAUACUAAAUAGAUACUAUAAUCAACAUAUAAAAAGCCUCAGAUUUUUGAUGAAAUUACACAGAAAAUGACUUGAUUAAAAGAACUGCAUGAAGUCUCACAGAUAAAAAAUGAUGCUACAAAUUAUGUUUUCCUUUUCAUUUUUUCUGGAUUCCAUGAUAAAUGUUUUAAUUAAAUGUUAUGAUCAAAUGGUGUUUAAUCAAAUUGAUACAUACAGCUAUAAUCAAAUAAAAAAAUUAUAUAUAUAUAUA
Molecule: messenger RNA, 6415 nt
Organism: Myxocyprinus asiaticus (Chinese sucker)
Lineage: Eukaryota; Metazoa; Chordata; Actinopteri; Cypriniformes; Catostomidae
Product: ribosomal protein S6 kinase alpha-4-like
Exons: 18
Coding region: 801-3155 (784 amino acids)
Biological process (GO): protein phosphorylation; intracellular signal transduction; regulation of DNA-templated transcription
Molecular function (GO): protein serine/threonine kinase activity; ATP binding; magnesium ion binding
Source: RefSeq, a predicted model, not a curated record